Messenger RNA from Amaranthus tricolor (Joseph's coat), 2057 nucleotides. RefSeq lists its product as uncharacterized. Lineage: Eukaryota; Viridiplantae; Streptophyta; Magnoliopsida; Caryophyllales; Amaranthaceae. Gene Ontology annotation, biological process: meristem development; meristem maintenance. The coding region runs from base 192 to 2057 and encodes 621 amino acids. The record is from RefSeq and is a predicted model, not a curated record. The transcript is spliced from 5 exons.
UUGAAUGAAAUUACGACUUUACCCCUGAAAUUUAAAAAAUUACGAAAAUGCCACUAAGCUUAUAACUUAUAUAAAAACACUUCAAAUCCACUCAAUAACACUUUCAUCACUUCCAUAAAAUCAAAUUCUUCACAUAAAAUUAAGCGGAGCUAAAACUUUGGAAUCGAAAUCGUCAACAAAAAUUCGAGUAAAUGGCUGGAAAUCAAGGUAAAGGAAAAGGGUUUUUUAGAGGUUUAUUAAGCGGCAAUAGAUCUAGGCCUACUUUACUGAGAGGUGAUCCCCAUGAGAGGGGGGUUACGGGAUCUGCAAGGCGAGCAAGGCAAGAACAAGCGGCCAUACAUAGUCAGGCCCAACGUUCAAGUACCCUAGAGCAAGUGCGUAGUCGCUUUGAGCGCCAAAGUAGCCUACAUAGUCAUACGGUCGGCUCAGGUGACGAUGAUACUGAUUACGACGAGUCUCUUAGUCGGGAAGAGUCUCUUGGUCAGGAUGAGUCUGCAUGUCAUCCUGUUGAUUGGACGAUCGUAAGAGGCCAUGCUGUUAAGUUCAAGAGUAGAGGGCAGGGCUCGAGUGGCACUUCUGAUCAGGCAGGAGUAAGCCAGGCUGAGGAUGCGGCUCCACGGGGGAGGAGGCGAUCGCAGUCCGCGGACACGGACUGGUUAAUCACAUCAGCCCAGCCCGGGGGCCCUGUUGAUACUACUUUAAUACCCAGCUACGGUGGGCACGUAGCAAAGGCUAUAUUUGAGGGAUCGGAGCGCACCCCUCCGAUUUUGGAAUGUCGUGCUCGGAAGAAAACGUUGGAUUCAAUCAUUAGACUUCAGGACAUGUCUGAUGAAUUGUACAGAGUGUUACCUGGUACUCCCCUUGGUCGGCUGCCGUAUAUAAUGCACCAGCACAUCGACAGUGCUCUCAUUACGGCAUUUGUGGAAAGGUGGCAGCCUGACACCAACACCUUCCACAUGCCGUGGGGGGAGAUGACCAUAAUGUUGCACGACGUGCAACGCAUCUUGGGAAUUGGCAUUGACGGUUCACUUCCCGUGCAACCGUCUGAUAAUGAAUGGCAGCUUGGCCUGGCCGGCCUUUUUGGUAUGCCAUUGUCGGAGCUGCGUGCGAAGGGGCACUUCACAAGCGGCAGCAUUAAUGUUGGUGCACUGUUGCAGCUAUGCCACCGUUCUCAGUCUAUGGAUACUCAACGUACCGCCUACUACAUGGCUAUAGUAGGUUCCACGUUGCUCGUGGAUAAGACUAGAGUCGGGAUGCGUCCUCACCCUGUUGUUACUGUUACCGCUGAUGAGGCUGAUAUUGCUUGGGGUGCAGUAACGCUUGCUCACAUGUAUCGCCAACUGGCCUUCCGCCCCCAUCCGCGUCAAGCUGACAUGCCGAACAAGACAAGGGCAGAGAUGUGGUCCCCGCCGAAGCCAAUCCGCGAGCUGAGUAGACUGAUAGACUGUAGGAGCAUACUGGAUGCCAUGACAGAGGCACAGGUGGAGUGGACUCCGUACUUGACUUAUGAUAGGUCUUUAUUGAACGAGCACCCACGUACCUCGUAUAUCGGUGGUAUCACCUGUUUCGAUAUCGUGGAGUUCUAUUUGCCUGAGAGGACAGUGAGGCAGCUCGGUUUUGCACAGGAGAUUCCCCCGGCUCCGCUGAGACCUACCCAAGCUCUGCGACCAGCACAGGGCUCCUACUCAGUUACAUUCGCUUCUUCCUGUAUGUUUACGGAGAUGUGGAGUAGGUUCCCUUACUGUGCCCGCGUAGUGGAGCAGGCACAGCGUCGCGCAUCGGUUCCAUCAGAGGCUGCCCCGGAUUACGUGGACUGGUUUAGAGUGUCUUCCCACUGUUUUCUCAUCCCAGGUGAAGGACCUGCUGCUGCGUUUGGUGCUGCUGAUAACAGAGUCGAAUAUUUUGCUGCUGAAUUUCCAACUCGACUUGUACCAUUGCUCAGGAUGCCAGCUAUUGCUCAAAUGACGCCUCGGGAAAGAGAUGCUGCUGAUAUGUAUUUAGAGGAUCUUAGAGAGUUGUUUUCCGAAUGGCAACAGUGUAGAGGGCGCAGCCCCUAA